CCUGCUGAAACCUGUUCUAAAUAUCACGAUUUAAAGGUUAAUGCAGCUUAAACUUGAGCUCCACCGAGUCCUGACACACCUGUAACAACCUGUUAACACCCUCUGGGACACCUGAAGGCUUCAGUUUAGACAGCUGCUGAAGGAAGGGAAAUAUAGCAGUGGAUUAACACAGAACAACUCGCAGUUGCAUGUUAAUGUGUGCAGAAAAUGAGACUUUAAAGGAACAGUGCGUGAGGGAAGGUAGAGGAGUCUAAAUGUGUAAAAAGUGAACAGAAGUGAGAGAUGAGAUGCAGGUUCUUCAUGCAAGCAGAGCGGCCCAGGCGGCUUUGGGGUACCGUCUUCAACAUGGACCUGGAGGUUUGGUGCAUUACAGCACGGCUCCAGCUGUUGCAGCUGUGUCUCCGGACAGCAGCACAGGCUUCUGUUUGUCCAGAGAGAAAGUCACCCUGCAGCAGCUGAAUAAGAGGCUGGCUGCAUACCUGCAGCAGGUCCAGUGUCUGGAGGCAGCCAAUCAGAAGCUGGAGACUCAGAUUCAGAUGGAGCUGGACAGGAAGUGUCCCAGUGAGCUGAGAAAGCUGGACGGACACCUGAGGACAGUGUCCCUGCUGCAGGAACAGAUCAGUGAUUGUCUCUCGGCCCAGGCUCAGAUUAAGCUGCAGCUGCUCAGUGCAGAGCUAACUGUCUUCGAUCUCAACGUCAGGUGUGAAAAGGAGCGUGAGCAUUGUGGUUGUCUGGAGGUGGACCUUAGCAACCUGAGGGUGCUGGAGGAGGAACUGCAGGUCCACAAACUGCCAGAGCUCCACAGUCUGCUGAACGAUCAAACACAACAACUGAUGGGGCUGCACGUACAACAUCAACAGGACAUGCAGGGUCUCAUGGCCCAGAUGUCAGGAGGGGUCAGUGUGGAGAUGCAUCCUGUUGCGUCAUCAGACCUGAUCCAGCAGCUGGACUAUCUGAGACAGACAAGUUUGCUUGACGAGAACCAGAACGAUUGCUGGUUUGACACCCAGGUAUCAACAUUGAGUUCUCCUGAGGUGACCUUUGAACCUCCAGCAGGGUCAGAAGUCGUCCAAGCCGAGCUGGACGGACUGAGAGGAAGAGCAGCAAGUCUGGAAGAAGAGCUGAACAAACUGCAGGCUCAGAACAUGGUGUUGGAGGCGUCUGGUCUGGAGCAGAACGAGUACUUCGUCCAGCAGCUGGUGGUCCUGCAGCAGAGAGCAGAUAGUCUGUGCGGAGACCUGGACUCAGUGCUGCAGGCUGCAGCUCAGCAGGCGGCAGACUAUGAGUCCUUGCUGGACAUUAAGAUCAGACUAGAGGCCGAGAUACAAGACUACAUGAGGCUGCUGGAUGGACUGAGCCCACAGGGGUAUGAGAUAAUGAUAAUUACACAGGCCUUUCCAGGAAAAUGACCAGGAUAUGAAUGAGAAAUGAACAGUCCCAUAACACUGGUGAUGCUUUUUUAUACCAUGGUGUGAAGAAUAAUAUCAGCUCUGUUC
This is a messenger RNA of Morone saxatilis (striped sea-bass), 1496 nucleotides long. Its product is annotated as keratin, type I cytoskeletal 50 kDa-like. The coding region runs from base 288 to 1409 and encodes 373 amino acids. Gene Ontology annotation, molecular function: structural molecule activity. The record is from RefSeq and is a predicted model, not a curated record. Lineage: Eukaryota; Metazoa; Chordata; Actinopteri; Moronidae. The transcript has 7 exons.